Messenger RNA from Mangifera indica (mango), 2973 nucleotides. Its product is annotated as protein PAT1 homolog 1-like. The transcript has 5 exons. Bases 190 to 2571 code for a protein of 793 amino acids. NCBI's taxonomy places the organism in Eukaryota, Viridiplantae, Streptophyta, Magnoliopsida, Sapindales, Anacardiaceae. Gene Ontology annotation, molecular function: RNA binding. Gene Ontology annotation, biological process: P-body assembly; deadenylation-dependent decapping of nuclear-transcribed mRNA. The record is from RefSeq and is a predicted model, not a curated record. Gene Ontology annotation, cellular component: P-body.
CUUCAUUUUUAUCAUCUCUUGUUUCUCCUUUUUCUUCUUCUUCUUCUUCUUCUUCUUCUUCGUCUUACCAUCCCAACCAAAACCCUAGCCUAUCUUCUCUUUCACCAUGCUCUCCACUUUUCACUGAAAGUUUCACGCUUUCACUCUCCCCCCACUCGAUUCUUUAGGGUUUUGGUUCCCUCUGUAAAUAUGGAGAGAUCGGAUGGCAAAGAUUUCCACCUCUUCGCUCACCCCUCCUCCUCCUCCUCCUCCACCGGUAAUACACUCUUUGAUGCUUCACAAUAUGAAUUCUUUGGUCAAAAUGUUGGGGAAGAAGUGGAAUUAGGGGGACUGGAAGAUGAUCGAGAUGGUUCUCCUGUGUUUGGAUCCGUUGACGAUGAGUAUCAUUUGUUUGAUAAAGGAGAAGGUUUUGGAGCUAUACCUGAUGUAGACGAUAUGACUACCACUUUUGCAAAGUUGAACAGAGUUGUCACUGGACCUAGAAAUCCAGGUGUCAUUGGUGACAGAUCAGGAUCAUUUUCAAGGGAAAGUUCAUCUGCUACUGACUGGGCACAAGAUGGAGAAUUUGCGAGCUGGCUUGAUCAGCAAAUGGUUGAUGGUGAACAUUCUGAAGGAAAGAGAUGGUCAUCACAACCACAACCUUCUGCCCUUUUUCCAGAAGUAGAAUUAAAACCCUUGUACAGAACAUCCUCUUAUCCCCAGGAGCAACCACUCCAUCACUUCUCUAGUGAACCAAUACUUGUACCCAAAUCAAGUUUCACAUCAUUUCCUCCUCCUGGUAGCAGAUCUCAACAGGCUUCACCGCGUUAUCUGAAUAUUCCUUCUGCUGGUGGAACUCAGUCACCCUUCUCUGCAGUGAACCUCUCUCCUGCAUCCAACUCUAAUGUUCAUCAGGCUGGCUUAUCUCAUGGGUUGCAUCAUGGUGGAAAUUUGUCUCAGUUGACAUCUCCUGGCAUUUCUCUUAAUAACUGGCUACAAAAUCACUGGGUUAGUCGUGCUGGCUUAUUACAUGGAGACCACUCUAGCAUCUUACACAACAUAUUGCAACAACAGUUACCCUACCAAAAUGGCCUGAUGUCUCCACAAUUAUUUUCAGCACAGCAGCAUCUACAACAGCAGAGAUUGCACCAUCAAGCUCAGCCAUCUUUGGCCCACUUAGCAGCUUUCCAAUCGCAACUAUACAGUUUACAUCCUUCUUCACACAAAUUGAUGCACGGGUUGUCUGAUACUAGGGAGCAAAAACCAAAAAUAUCUCACAGAGGCCGACAUGGCAUGCGCCAUUCCCAAAGCUCUGAAAAUAGUAGCCAGAAGAGUGAUAGCGGGUGGGUACAAUUCAGGUCCAAGUAUAUGACUGGUGAAGAGAUAGAGAGUAUACUUAAAAUGCAGCAUGCUGCAACACAUAACAGUGACCCAUACAUAGAUGAUUAUUAUCACCAAGCUCGCCUUGCAAAAAAAUCUUCUGGAUCAAGGAUGAAAAAUCAUUUUUUCCCCUCACACCUGAAGGAGCUGCCAUCUCGAAACCGCAAUAGUGCAGAGCAUCACCUUCACGUUGAUGCUCAUGGGAGAAUUCCCCUAUCUUCUAUUCGUAGGCCUCGUCCACUCCUUGAUGUUGACCCUCCCUUGGGUCACAGUGAUGGAACUACUGAACAAAAAGCCUCUGAGAAGCCUCUGGAACAGGAGCCAAUGCUGGCAGCUAGAAUCACCAUUGAAGAUGGUUUUUGUCUUCUUCUUGAUGUAGAUGAUAUUGACAGGCUCCUACAGUUUAGUCAGCCUCAAGAUGGUGGGGCUCAGCUCAGGCAGAAGCGGCAGAUGUUGCUAGAAGGAUUGGCUGCUUCACUUCAGCUUUUUGAUCCACUUGGGAAAAGUGGUCAGACGGUUGGGCUAGCCAUGAAGGAUGACAUUGUGUUUCUAAGGCUGGUCUCUCUUGCUAAAGGCCGAAAGCUUUUCAUCAAAUUCCUUCAGCUUCUAUUUCCUGGCAGUGAGGUGACUCGAAUUGUCUGUAUGGCUAUUUUUCGUCAUUUGAGGUUUUUGUUUGGUGGGCUUCCCUCCGAUCCAGCAGCAGCUCAGACAACUACUAAUCUUGCAAAGACAGUUUGUGCAUGUGUUAAUGGCAUGGAUCUUCGUGCACUUAGUGCUUGUCUUAUUGCCGUUGUUUGUUCCUCAGAGCAGCCACCGCUCCGCCCACUUGGUAGCUCUGCUGGGGAUUGUGCCACUAUUAUUUUAAUAUCAGUUCUUGAAAGAGCAAGUGAACUGCUGGCCCUCGCAGCUGGUAACAUGCGUAACCUUGACCUCUGGCAUGCUUCGUUUGACAAUUUUUUUGAUCUUCUUUCCAAGUACUGCAUGAGUAAAUAUGAAACUAUAAAGCAAUCCCAGUCAAGCACAGACGUCAACAAUUCAGAGGCUAUAAAGCAGGAAAUGCCUAGGGAGCUGCUUCGUGCUAGUCUUCCUCACACUAAUGAGGAACAGCUGAAUUCUUUAAGAAAUUUUGCCAACCAAUGUGAGUCCAAUGCAGAGUCCAUUGCCUAUGCUGGUCGUGGUGGCCAAAUAAUCUCCGAAUCAGUUCGGGGUUAACAGGGAAUUAGAUGAUGAUGUGAUAUGGAAAGUAUCCAUGGCCAUGGGUGCAUAAUUCUCUUGGAUGCACUGAAGAAGUGAAUCUGCAUAGAAACAAAAUAUGAAGUGUAUUCUAGGAAGCAAGGGUUGUUCAUUUAAUUAGGUAGUCUGUCUUUUAAGGGUUUAGCAUUGUCUGUUUUAAUUUUCAGUAAAAUGCUCAUCUUGAAUUUAUGGUGAUGCAUAAGAAUGUAUUAUGAUGGAUGAUAGAUUGGGUGGAGUUAGUGACUGGAAGUUUUAAUCUUCUGGGGAGCUUUAUUUUGGUGCUCUGUGUUGGAACUCCAGACAGAACUGGAAGAAGGUGUAGGGAAUAGAAUGUACAGGCGGUGGUUUCACAAAAAACUUUCAAAACUCACUUCCGUUCCA